AGUCUAGAACCACCACUUGGGGGCAUUUCGAUCCUAACCUUGUGCAUCUCAGCGGAGUCAAAGUAACAUUUAGAAUUUGAAUUACUUGCUUUGUUUCAAGAAGCGGCUGCAUUGACCAAGUGGACUCAUUUAACAAGCAUUUGAGGAGAUCACACACCACGUAUCGAUUUUCAUAGUUGGAACCAACUACAACUCUGUUCCAUCUCAUUAACAACCUAAAUCGGUAUAAUCAGUUUAUGAAAAUGAUGAACUCCAAAAACAGAUGGAGGGUGUACAAGAGGGUAUUUGUGAUGUUCUUCCUAGCUGGGGUGACACUCACAGUGGUCCAGAGAGGGAGCGUUGGCUCUGGGGCUCCCUUUCAAAUAGAGAGGCAGACUCGCAUGGAGGCCUCCAGUGGAGAAGAAGGAGUUCUGCAGCGAAAACAGGGCUUCAACUUCUGGAGGACUAACAAAUCUCAGCCUAAGCCUCAAGCCCACACCACCACAAGGGAACCCAACACAAUCCAGGACCAUAGUACCAGAACCUGGGAUGUGUUCAGUGCCAACUGCAGCGCCAACCUCAACUUCUCAAACCAGGAGUGGUUCACGGGCCUCGAAGACAACUUCAAGCAGUUCAUGUUAUACCGACACUGCCGCUUCUUCCCCAUACUUAUCAACCACCCGGAGAAGUGUGCCGGGGGAGAGACCUUCAUCCUCAUGGUCAUUAAGUCAAUUGCCACCCAGCAUGACCGCCGUGAGGUCAUCCGAAAGACGUGGGGCAAGGAGCGAACUGUAGACGGUAAGCGCGUGAAGACACUCUUCCUCCUGGGAACUCCCUCCAACGAGGUGGAGAAGGCAAACCACCAGAAGCUGGUGGAGUACGAGGACUACAUAUACGGAGACAUCCUCCAGUGGGACUUCAUGGACAGCUUUUUCAACCUGACUCUCAAGGAGACCCACUUCCUCAAGUGGUUCAACACCUACUGCCCCAACGUGCGCUACAUCUUCAAGGGGGACGACGACGUCUUUGUCAGCAUGGAAAACAUUUUGGAGUUCCUGGAGAGCAGCGGCGAUGUCAAGAACUUGUUUGUAGGAGACGUGCUCUUCAAGGCCAAGCCCAUUCGCAAAAAGGAUAACAAGUACUACAUCCCACAGGCACUGUACAACAAGACCCACUACCCUCCAUACGCUGGCGGAGGGGGCUUCCUUAUGGACGGCCCACUAGCCAGGAGGCUCUACUGGGCUUCCGAUACACUGGAGCUGUACCCCAUUGACGACGUGUAUCUGGGCAUGUGUCUGGAGGUGUUGCAGGUCACCCCUAUCAAACACAACGCUUUUAAGACAUUCGGCCUGGUGAAGAACAAGAACAGCAAGCUAAACAGGGAGCCCUGCUUCUUCAAGAGCAUGAUCGUAGUGCACAAACUGCUCCCACCCGACCUUAUGAACAUGUGGAAACUGGUAAACAGUGAACUGGUGUGCUCACAGAAAGUGGAGAUCUUAUAGCUAGGAUCGUUAGCUGGAAGAGGAAAUAGGAGAACUUGAGCUAUGUGCUUGCGGUUGAUGGAGCAGAGUGCAUGUGUCAGGGCUGCCGAAGAGGUAAACUAAAAAGUGAAGUUCUCCUUUUUUCGGAGAAGGACAAGGACUAUAUGUGUAAAUGGUAUUUAUGGACUGCAUCGCUUGCGUAUGAUGAAGGAAUUACCUGGAUUUCUUAGGGUGAUGCUUUAGAAUGAUUCAUAUUCUUUUGGCAUUUUGAAGGAUUCUCACUGUUAGCAGGUAAAUUCAGUGACAGCAGCCAAAGGGAAUGGGGACUAGCAGUAACGGCUGCACAAAGGACAGCCAAUUUCUCCACAUUGCCAGAAAUCCUUUGACUGCAUUAUUGCACACUUUGAUUUGGACCAAGCCUUACAAUGCCUCUGUAGUUAGGAGUGUAAUAUGUCUGUUAACGAUAGGGUGAAAGAACAAUUCCUCUACCUCACCAUAGUCCAAAAUGGGUAGACAUUCUGAUGAUUUCUUCAACUCUCUUUUUUGAUAAAGACAUUAGUGACUUAUAAGUGUUGUUUAAUAUUAUUGUUAUUAUUAUUUCAAUUUCACAUACACUUUUUAGAGAACUCCAUUGCCUUGGGGAUCCUGCACUUAAUUGAGGCUGUACAUAUUAGAACAAGAUUUGAUCUGGACUUCUGAUAUCUGAUGUGUGUACUACCAGUGUACUACUGGCAACUAAAACAAUUUCUUAACUCAGUCAUAUCUGUGUGUCCAUAGAUUUGAAUGUGCUGAUAUACUUGACAUGAAAUGGUAGCGGGGUUUACAUUGAAACUGUGAAAUAAAUAAACUACUGCUGGUACUUGUAGAAGAUGUGUUGAUUUAGAAAAGGGUGUCGAUAUUUAAGUUAUGUGGAUUUAUUUGGAAUUAAUUGUGAAUGUGCAACAAUUAUACUGCUGAAUGUUGAGGGGUGUAGAGGGUCGUAGAUUUUUAUUUUGUAGUGUUUUAUUAUUAUUAUCAUUAUUAUUAUUAUGUAUAAAUGUAAAAAUCAAGAUGCAAACAGAAUCAUAUUUGUAAAUAAAUAUCUAAAAUCCUC
Molecule: messenger RNA, 2553 nt
Organism: Hypomesus transpacificus
Lineage: Eukaryota; Metazoa; Chordata; Actinopteri; Osmeriformes; Osmeridae
Gene: b3gnt7
Product: UDP-GlcNAc:betaGal beta-1,3-N-acetylglucosaminyltransferase 7
Exons: 2
Coding region: 237-1481 (414 amino acids)
Cellular component (GO): membrane
Molecular function (GO): hexosyltransferase activity
Source: RefSeq, a predicted model, not a curated record